This is a messenger RNA of Trypanosoma conorhini, 501 nucleotides long. Its product is annotated as receptor-type adenylate cyclase. The transcript has a single exon. NCBI's taxonomy places the organism in Eukaryota, Euglenozoa, Kinetoplastea, Trypanosomatida, Trypanosomatidae. The record is from RefSeq and is a predicted model, not a curated record. The annotation marks the transcript as partial. Gene Ontology annotation, biological process: intracellular signal transduction; cyclic nucleotide biosynthetic process.
GUUGGCGGCCUGCUGCUUGUGGGGCGUUGGCGGCUCUGCUUGCUGCGCUUCUGCCGCGACUCGCGCGACAACGCGAAUGCGCCGAAGGAGCCGACGGAGCCCGUGACGCUCGUGUUCACCGACAUCGAGAGCAGCACGGCGCUGUGGGCUGCGUGCUCGGAGUUGAUGCCCGACGCCGUGGCGACGCACCACCGUCUGAUCCGCGCGCUGAUCACGAAGUACCGCUGCUACGAGGUGAAGACGAUCGGCGACUCGUUCAUGAUCGCCUGCAAGAGCGUGUCCGCGGCGGUGCAGCUGGUGCGGGAGCUGCAGCAGGUGUUCCUGCAGCAUGACUGGGGGACGGGCGCGCUCGACGAGGCGUACCGCAAGUUCGAGGAGGACAGGGCGGAGGAGGACGCGGAGGGGUACGUGCCGCCGACGGCGCGCCUGGACGCCGCGGUGUACCGGCAGCACUGGAACGGCCUGCGGGUGCGUGUCGGGGUGCACACCGGGGCUGUGCGA